GAUCUAACGUGGAAAGCGUAGCACCCACCGACUCACCCGGCCGACACUAGACUCUGGGAAAACCAUUCAGAUGAGAGUUUUAUGAUUGUUAAAUGAAACUUGAAAUUGCAAUAUCCCUCUCCUUUGCUUGCCUUGGGACUUUGGGUUGUUAGUUAACGAAAAGACGAUGAGGUUUUUCCUUCACACCCACCCACAAUUAAUGGCGAUUCCCAUGAGACUCCAAUCAUUUGCUUCUGCUCAGAAAUGGGAAGGUGGGGUUUCAAUGGUUCAAGGAGCUUCUCGAGGAAUUGGUCUCGAAUUUGUUAAACAAAUGCUGGAAAAGAAUGGAAAAGGGCAUGUUAUUGCCACGUGUCGUAAUCCUACUAAGGCAACAGCGCUUCUUGAAUUAAAAAAUCAGUUUGCUGAACGCCUUAAUGUAUUACCAUUGGAUGUGACUGUUGAAAGGACUAUAGAGGAGUCAGCAAGGUCCAUAACAGAAAGAUAUGGCUCUCUUAACCUUCUCAUUAAUGCAUCAGGCAUUCUUUCAAUACCCAGUGUUCUGCAACCAGAAACUACACUGGGCAAAGUACAGAAGUCAUCCAUGAUGCUUGCUUAUGAGGUUAAUGCUGUGGGUCCUAUUUUAGUUAUCAAGCAUAUGUGGCCUCUUCUGAAAGUUGGAGGACUGCUUGGCAUUGACAGGGAUGUUGCAGUUGUGGCAAACAUAAGUGCCAGAGUCGGUUCCAUUGGUGACAAUCGUCUAGGGGGAUGGCAUAGUUAUCGCUCUUCAAAGGCUGCACUUAAUCAAUUGACGAAAACUAUUUCGGUUGAAUUUGCAAGGAAGAAAGACCCAAUUGCAUGCAUUCUUUUGCACCCAGGCACGGUGGAUACCGAUCUAUCGAGGCCAUUCCAAAGAAAUGUUCCCGCGGAAAAGCUUUUCACCAAAGAGUUCUCCGUGCAAAAGCUCUUAAACAUUAUUAACAACGCAAAACAACGGGAUAAUGGUAAGUUUUUUGCGUGGGAUGGUCGGGAAAUUCCUUGGUGAUUUACGAAUUUCAUUUUGAGAUUAUAAAGUUUUUAUUUGAAUAUAGCCAAAAAUAAAAAACAAAGGAUCAAAAUAUGUACGUGAAGUUAAUUUCAGAAUAGAUUUUUUUACGGGUA
Messenger RNA from Gossypium raimondii (Peruvian cotton), 1137 nucleotides. RefSeq lists its product as uncharacterized. The transcript is spliced from 6 exons. The coding region runs from base 167 to 1021 and encodes 284 amino acids. The record is from RefSeq and is a predicted model, not a curated record. NCBI's taxonomy places the organism in Eukaryota, Viridiplantae, Streptophyta, Magnoliopsida, Malvales, Malvaceae.